This is a messenger RNA of Penicillium coprophilum, 2316 nucleotides long. RefSeq lists its product as uncharacterized. Gene Ontology annotation, cellular component: Golgi apparatus. The record is from RefSeq and is a predicted model, not a curated record. The transcript has 4 exons. Gene Ontology annotation, molecular function: GTPase activator activity; protein binding. Gene Ontology annotation, biological process: endoplasmic reticulum to Golgi vesicle-mediated transport; intra-Golgi vesicle-mediated transport; endocytosis. Lineage: Eukaryota; Fungi; Ascomycota; Eurotiomycetes; Eurotiales; Aspergillaceae. The coding region runs from base 1 to 2316 and encodes 771 amino acids.
AUGCCCACUGGCAUCAGCAAGCGCCAGCAGGCGCGGAAUGAAAAGACCCUGGCGGAGCUGAUCCGGACCGUUCCUGGCAAUGACCGAUGUGCCGAUUGCGAUGCCUUGACCCCAGGAUGGGCAAGCUGGAAUAUGGGCAUCUUCCUUUGCAUGCGUUGCGCCGCACUCCACCGAAAGCUGGGCACACAUAUUUCCAAGGUCAAAUCUUUAACCAUGGACACAUGGACAUCAGAGCAGGUUGAUAACAUGAAAUCGCACGGUAAUAUCCUUAUGAACAAAAUGAACAACCCACGGGGUAUCAAGCCGCCGAUUCCCACCGACAUUGACGAGGCCGAUGCAUGCAUGGAACGGUUUAUCCGGCAAAAGUAUCAACACCGCUCGUUGGAAAAUGGGAAGCCAAAGCCCCCGAGCAGAGAGGAUUCGAGCUACUCCAACCCUAGGGCUCUGUCCCCGGUGGAAACAAGAAAGAACGACUAUAAUAUAUCUCCCGAGGGUUCCCCUCCUCCACUUCCGCCGAAGUCUGGAAGGUUUUUCAAGUUUGGUCUACGAUCGUCAUCUUCUGCCUCGAACCUUCGUCGAUUUGGUGGCAAGACCAAGGUGACUUCGCCAACUUUGGAUGAUAGAGCCUGGUCACCACCACCAUUGCCAUCCAGGAGGACAACAGGGCCCGCGCCUCUCGCCGAUGUGACAACGGCAUCUUUCGAGUCUAAAAUGGCCGCAUUGCAGGAGAUGGGAUUCACCAAUGACCAACGAAACGAGAUGGUUCUCAAGGGACUUCACGAGGAUCUCGACCGAACGGUUGAAACACUGGUCAGGUUGGGCGAGGGGAGCAACCCUGCGUCAAGAUCCAGGACUCCGGUCGGGACCAGCACUGCUGCAUCUGCACGUAUAGUAAUCUCAAAGCCUGAGACCAAAAACCCAUUCCCCGUCACAACCGACAACACAUUCCCGGAGGUUUCAAACAACCCCUUUGACCGGGCAGUCUCAAAUCCUGUGCCCCAGUCGCAAAAGCAGAACCAGCAAGCACAGACCGCUUCGUACAACCCAUUCGAUCAGCUAAAUCCCAACCCGACAUCUAAACAGACUUUAGAAUCAUCUUUCCAGGGCCUGCAGGUUUCCCAGCCCUUGUUUCCCCACUCUACUGGUGGAUACCCGAAUCAGACAAGCUCCAUGCAGCACUCUGUAUAUCAGCAAUCCUAUACGCCUCCGAUUACAUCGACAUUCUCGCAUUCUCCCUAUGUUACCUCACCUCAGCCAAUGGACAACACUUACAAUCCAUUCAAUCAGGCCCAGCCGCAGCCGCAGAGUGGCUUGGCCAGUCAGACAUAUCCCAACCCCAAAUCGCCGCAAACGAACCCUUUCUUCAACACUGCGCCGCAAAAUCAACCCAUGCAGCCGCAACAGCAGCAAAUGACCCCGUUCGCAACGAACCCAGUGGGUCCAGGAUUCCCUAAUCAUGCAAAUACCAUACCGAUCAUGUCUUCCUCCUCGUCAUUUGGGCCAAAUGCUUCUUUACAACAGCAACAGCAACAGCAACAGCCAUCCAAUGGUCUGGGAUCCUAUAACCCCUUCCAGCAAGGGCUUGCGCCACACACAGCACAGAAUGCAGGUGGCUACCCCAGCCAACCCAAGCAGGCACAGCAGCUCAUGCCCCAUCCCACUGGAAUGGACAAGAAUAGCAUACUUUCAUUGUACAAUAUGGGUUCUGCGCAGCCUAAUAUGACAUCCAUCUCCGAGCAACCUCAACAACCCCUGCAACCUCAGCAGUUCCAAUCCCAACCUCCCACGGUGAACCCCUACACCCAACCAUCAAACCCAUACACCUCCAUGCCUCAAACCCAGCAAGCCACAAACCUCCAGCAUCAGCACCAGAGCCAGCCCCAGCAAAAUCUCCAGUUCCAGCAACCUACCACCAACGCCCAGCCCGCCACAUCCAACAACCCAUUCUUCGGCACCACCCCCACAGGCAGUGGAUCCGGCCUUGCUGCACAAGCUGGCAUUAACCCAUAUCAGCAGCAAUCCCCAGGGCUAGGACCUGGGGGCAUGAACGGCCAACCCGGAGGCGGAACCGCGCCCACUACUACUCCGGCCACGGGGACGAACAACUCCCCAUUUUCGGGAAUGAGCAGUCCCCCAUUUGCAGGAGCGAACAGCUCCCCGUUUGCUGGAGGCAAGUCCCCAUUUUCAGGCCCGCCGCCCACAAACUCUACGUUUCAACGGUCACACAUGAGCCAGCCAAGCGUUGAUGUGAGCGGGCUGCAGAAUGGUCGCCAUAGCCCUGAUGCCUUUGCUAGUUUGAGUGCUCGAUAUGGUUGA